This is a messenger RNA of Acaulospora morrowiae, 834 nucleotides long. The record is from the annotation of a GenBank genome assembly. Lineage: Eukaryota; Fungi; Glomeromycota; Glomeromycetes; Diversisporales; Acaulosporaceae.
AUGAUCUAUGCGAAUGGCGAAAAACAGGACAUGUUUCAAAAAGAAGAAGAUGUAUUGGCAAGAGAAUUGGAAUGGUUGUUGGUUUCCCAACUUCCGAAUGCAUUUUAUGAUUUAAAGAAAGGUUUAAAGAAAUGUGAAACGAUCAUGAAGUCUCCGGAACACGACGAUUCUUUGGGAACAAGCACAUUGGUCAUCUCUUCGAACAAUAGCGAUUCAUUAAAGGGUUACAUUACGUUGGAUGGUAGCGACAUCAUAAAAGGGGAAUUACAAGUAAAAUUUCCAAAUUACAAUCGGGGGAAUUUGAUCAAGUUAACGAUCCACUCCAAAAAACCGUAUUUCAUUGAACAGCUGGUAGAUGCACAGAAUUAUAUUACGUUAGCUUUGAAUGCAUUAGAAUGUUCGAGUCAAGCUUGCGCAAAAGAAAGUGCGUCCGAGCUUCUAGGAAACGUCCUCGAAUAUAUAUCUCAUAGUCGAUCAGCUCUAAAUUAUGUCAGUCAGGAGAAGCUGUUUCCAUAUAAAAUUUGUGAUCCACAAAUGUUCAGUUCCAACUUGCCUGAAGAUUUGGUCGUUCAAUUUCAUGUUGAAGGGUCGUACAUAGUAAAUUCGGUGUAUGCCCUUCAAUUCCACUCAUCGUUGCCACAACAAAAGAAUGGUGGUAUCUUGGGAACACAUAAACAACCUUCCAAGGUGUGUCAAUAUAAAGACAAGUACGUUUCUAUAUUGGGAGAAGUUUCAGUCAAAUCACCGGAUCCAAAAUUAGCGGAGGUCAUGGAAAGUUUGAAAAAACUGGAAAGAGAUUGCUUAGCAUGGAAAAGCAAAAUCUCAUUAUUUUGA